This is a messenger RNA of Panicum virgatum (switchgrass), 1354 nucleotides long. RefSeq lists its product as uncharacterized. The transcript is spliced from 4 exons. Lineage: Eukaryota; Viridiplantae; Streptophyta; Magnoliopsida; Poales; Poaceae. The record is from RefSeq and is a predicted model, not a curated record. The coding region runs from base 16 to 477 and encodes 153 amino acids.
ACCUCCUGCUGGCCAAUGUGGACGAUUCGCAUAAUCAUUCCUCCGCCAGCCUGGUCCGGCAUCUCCCCAACUCUUCCCCUCUUGCUGCUCCAAAAAAUUCAGGCCGGGCAGCCUCCUCUGUCUCCUCAGCCCUCCUGGUGGUCGUCUCCCUCGGCCCGCUGCCGUUGGCAACAGCGGUGGCGCCUGGUGCCUUGUCGCCCGGACUUGCGGCUUGAGCAACGAUGCCACCUUCUACAGUGCCCUCCGGCGACCACGCCGGGAGCGACGCAGCAACCGCAGGUCUCCGGCGGCGUGCAGAACCCAGUAGCGAGCUCGCAAACUGCUGAAACAAACGGCUACUACGCAGGUCCCCCCAUCGAGGAGAAGCAGCUGCUGCCGCCGGCGCCGGCGCCGCGGCCGCCUAGAAAGCAAGGAUCAAGCUUCCUGUCAAAAUGGGCCUCUUGCCUCUUCGGUGGUGGAGCUUCGGCAGAUCAGUAAUACCAAGAGCAUAGUUCAAGGGUGAGAGCAGAGAAGGUUCGAGUAAUUUGGAUUGAGGAGCUUCAAUCCAGUGGGCGAAUCUAGAAUGUAAAUCUAGGGGGCUUAUUUUCCUAGUAUUCUUCCUCCCAUCUAUCUUCUUCCUCUUUUUCUUCUUCCUCUUCUUCACCCAUGGUUGAAAAUUAACCACCGGCCCCCCCCCCCUCCCGGACCACACCCAAGUGGCGGAUGGCUGUGGAGGCCAAACUGGGCCAUGGCCCCCCUUGGCCCAGGAAAAACAAUGAAGCUGUCAUACUCCAAGAUGCUGCUGCAACGGCGGACAUGAUCUCGUUGGGCCGGCCGGCAUGAUCGAGAUCGACCGACGUGUGAAUAAUUCGAUUACGUACUGAGGGGUAGGGUCACCUGUAGUGGAGCUGCCAGCCUGCCACCAGUGGAGGGGAGCUUCUGGCGCGCGUCCCUCGGCAGCUCGCCUUUCUUCUUCUUCCUCGAGAGCUCCUUCCAGAGGCUGCUCAGGUAGCCGCUGUACUUGUUCAGGAGACGGUUCUUCAGCUCCUUAUCUCCCGUGCUCGGCACUGUAGCACUGGCCCCCCUUGGACUCAAUGCUAGCUCCGCCACUGCCCCAAGAAUACAACACUGUAGCAUUGGCCCCCCCUUGGACUCAAUACUAGCUCCGCCACUGCCCCCCCCCCCCAAGAAUCCAAGAUCCCCUGCUACUUCAAUCUGCAUCUGAAUUGUUGCCACCAAUAUGUCCUCUGAAGAAAGCUGCUCCUUUUUCUUCUACUUCUACACUUGAUAAUUGAUGGUCCUUUGUUGCUCGUUCCAGCAAAUGCAGAUGCAAUGAAACUGCCAAUUUCAAUAAGCCGGUACCCAUUUUUCGGAA